Molecule: messenger RNA, 8198 nt
Organism: Sitodiplosis mosellana (orange wheat blossom midge)
Lineage: Eukaryota; Metazoa; Arthropoda; Insecta; Diptera; Cecidomyiidae
Product: uro-adherence factor A-like
Exons: 20
Coding region: 862-6861 (1999 amino acids)
Biological process (GO): proteolysis
Cellular component (GO): membrane
Molecular function (GO): protein binding; serine-type endopeptidase activity
Source: RefSeq, a predicted model, not a curated record
AGUUGAGUUUUGAACUCGCUUGUGUUCAGGUGUUGAUUGAAUCUGCUGUUAACGAUUUCAAUUUUGUUUCCAUUUCAAAUUGACUUAUAUGAAAAUUCGUUAAAUUCAAUACGUUUGCGCAAGCAACCUACCACUUCCGCCACACUCUGUGAAAGGACUUGAUUUAUUCGAUUUUCAAGCUUAUAUUUCAAUUUACAAUCACAACAAGGACAACUUCAUCUUGCUGAACAUUUGUGGACAUUUUUGUUUUUCGUUCCGUUUCUGUGACAAUCAAUUGAAUGCAAAUUUUUGGAAUUUAUCCGUAUUUUGUGACGAUUGAUUUAGUGGAAGUGGCGUUUUCGAAGGCCAUUGUAAUGAUACAACAGCAUUGACUCCAAAGUGGAAAUAUAAAACAAUUCACAUGAUCAACGAUUUGAAUUCCAGAAAAUUAGCAAGUUGACAGUAACAAAAAAAAAGUGAAAGGAUUUAUUAGUGUGUGUGGACAAAUUCUGCGAUCGAAGAAACAAAAAACAAACUCAUCUGAAUCCACAGAGAAAAAAAUAACUCGUUUUUAUCACAUUAUCAACAUUUCACCGCCUGACCGGACUAAGUGUGACAUUUCAGUUGAUCAUCUAUUAACACAUAUUCUUGUGCUACGCCAAUCAAUUGAUUUUAACCUGAUUUUAUCGGUGGAAUUAACUAAAAAGAUACUUUCAAGUCUCAUUACACCUUUACACGGUUGAAUGUAACGCAUAAAGAUCACAAAACUAUUAGAAUCGAGCACAACAACACACGGUCUAAAGUGAAACAAUUCAACCAGCUGGUAUGCGUACUUAGGAAAAUUUCUAUUCGUAUAACCGAGCGUUUAGAUCAUUUUUAAUAAUGAGUGAUCAAACCGACCAUACUGCUGCCGCUGCAGCGCCGUAUCGACAUGAAAUCACAAUUUCUGUUGGCGGCGAUUCUGAAGAUCAAAUUCAAAUAAAAACCCCACCAAGUGUAACCACACCAACGCCAUCGCCGCGCUCCAUCCAGUCAACGACCGAUGAGAUUUCAAAUUCAACCGAUGACGACCAUGCGGUGUUAGCACCAAAGCAAAACCCCAGUCCAAGUGGUGUGGAUAAUUUAGCAUUUGAAAAUGAGCAUAAAACUAGUCAGCAGCGACCAAUGAGUUCGUUUGGUCAAAAUGGAAAUGGCAAAAUUAAAGAGCCGGCCACCAAUGGUAAAAACGAAGCUGUGAAUUUAGAAUUAGUAAAUCUUAACAAAACGCCCACAACAAAUGGGCAUCGCGACAAUGGCAUCCCGGCGAAGAAGAAAGACGCAACACAAGUUGAAAUCGGCAAUUCAUACAAUGAAUACUUUGUGCCGGUGAACGAGCACAAGAAAUAUAUGAGAGAGCGUGGUAUACGUGGCGUAGAUCAUUAUGGACAUUCUUUGAAUGAGCCCAUUGAAGGCAUUGUGGAUUAUAGUAGUUGGCGAAAAAUCGCGAGAGGAGAAAAAUUGUAUGUCACUAAAGAUAAACGCCUCAAAACGAAUUGGCGCAAACGGAUACUGUGGGUAAUAGGUUUAGCACUGUGUGCAGCUGUGCUAAUUGUCGCCAUUUUAUUAGCAACUGGAACAAUUGGCAGUGAACCAGAACCAAUUGAAUCAAGACAAUUCGGCACUAAGGAUAAGUUAGCAACGGCCGGAAUAUUUGGUAGUGGAAGCAAAGGUAAACAAAACGAUACAGAAUACCCGACAACGCCGCAGCCUCCUGGAUCCACAGUUCCUCCACAUCCGCCGACCACCGAUGAAAAUAUGAUUUAUGUACCUAACUCUGCCGAUGGAAAAUUCAAAAUCGAAAACACUGAAUUCUUGGAAGAAUACAAAGAUCAUGAUAGCCCAAUCUAUCACACAAUAGCCGGUGAAAUUGAAAAUGGAGUAAUGGAAUCGAUGAAGGAUUACAAAAAUGUUCAUGUUCGAGUUCUUAAUUUGACAUCGGGUUCAAUUGUUGUCGACUAUCGAGUUACGUGGGACGACGAUGAAGACAUAACAGAAGACACGUUGAAGGAUAAUCUAUCAAAUUAUCUGAAAGAGAAUAGCAACUACAUCUUUAGCUACUUUGUUCCAAUCGAAACGCUCUCGUAUACCAAAGUGAUCGAUUCAUGUGCUAUGCAAACAAGUGAAAUGCACUGUGAAAAUGGAUGCGAGUUUGACCGUCAAUCAGCUGACUUCGUUUGCAGAAAGUCCGAAUCGGAAAGCAACGCUGAACCUGAGCCAGAAACUAGAGCUGAGCCGGAACCGGAAAGUUCACCUUCAUCACCGGAACCAGAAAGUGCACCUUCAUCAUCGGAACCUGAACCAAAGUCGGAGGCUGAGCCAAGCCCCGAAGGCGAACCAACGGCUGAAUCUGAACCCAAACCGGAAGGCGAACCAAGUUCAGAGGUGGAACCUGAACCAGCUACAGCCGAACCAUCAGCCAAACAAAUUGAAGGCGAUAUCGAACAUGUGACAUCGGAGCCCGUUUCAAAGAGUGAACCAAGCGCGGAGGGUGAGCCAACCGCUGAUGCUGAACCUAAGCCGGAAGGUGAACCAAGUGCUGAAAGUGAGCCGACUGCUGAUGCGGAGCCAAAACCGGAAGGAGAGCCAACAGUAGAGGUGGAACCUGAGCCGGCUACAGCCGAGCCAUCGUCGAAACAAGUUGAAGGUGAUAUCGAACAUGUAACAUCGGAGCCGAUUUCAAAGAGCGAGCCGAGUGCUGAAGGUGAGCCGACCGCUGAUGCCGAACCAAAGCCGGAAGGUGAACCAAAUGCUGAGGUGGAAGCCGAGCCAGCCACUGCCGAGCCAUCAGCUAAGCAAAUUGAAGUUGAAGCCACAUCGGAACCGAUUUCAAAGAGUGAACCGACCGCUGAUGCCGAACCAAAGCCGGAAGGUGAACCAAGUGCAGUCGAACCAGAGCCAACCAUCGCUGAGCCAUCACCUAAGCACUCCGAUGUUGAGCACAAAUCAGAGGACAUUGAACACGUAACAUCGGAACCGAUCUCAAAAGUUGAGCCCAGCCCAGAUAUUAUUGCAGAAGAAGAUUCAACAGCUGAGCCAAGCUCAAAGAAAAACAAUAAAAACGGAAAGGAAUUGAACUACGAUGAAGAACCGUUAUCCGAAGAAAAAGACUUGAGCUCUGAUCUGGAGGGAACAACCAUUUCAUUGAACGGACAUACCGAAUCAACGACUCGAAAGCAAAAGUACACAUAUGAUUUUGAUGCUACUUCACAUUCAGAUGACACGAACGAGAAAGUAGAAAUUUCAUCCGAACAACAUGGACAUUCGGCUGCCGAAGGAUCCACUUUGCGAUCAGCUAGCGAACAACCAGCUCCGGUUACAGAGGAUUUGAGCGAUGACACUCCAUUGCCAACUGAAAAUUACUUCAAGAAAGUCACCAAAACCGUUGAACAGCGCACGGAAGUCAAUGUGAUGGAUGGUACAGUAACACCGUCAAGCAUCAACCUAACAUCGCCAACAGUUUAUUCAACCACUGCACCAAUCAAGUUAGAGCAUGAAACCACCAGCGCACAACCAACUGUACGUCUUGCACCAACGAGCGAAAGUCCAAUGUACUCGGUAACGGAAAAUAUUCUGGAACAAUCGCCAUUCUUGCCUGAAAACGAAAACGGAGAUUCACCGCUUAACAUUCUGACGUCAAGUCAUAUUUUGAGAGGUACAACACAUGACGAUGAGGAAGCAAAGGCAAAGACACUAGACAUUGAAGAAGAAUCAUCAGAGAAUGACAAUGCCAAUUUCAUAUCCGGACCCGAGAUUAUUCCUCAGAAAACAUACAAACUCGAAGGUGCAACAGUUGUCGCACAAAAUUCCACCACUGCUUUGAAAGAAAUUGAAGCAAGUGAAGAAAAGACCGAAAUUCCUUCGGACAGCACGGAAAUUUAUCAUUUGCAAGAGUCACGCACCCACAACCAUGAUAACAUAAAAGCGAUCGAAAAUCAAUCCGAAGAAACGUUGGAAUUUAGCCAUCACACUGAAGGUGGUGCAGUUCCAACAACCGUCAUACCAUUCUCGAAAAGUGACGACGAAGACAGCACCGAAAUGGAAGAAAUGACCGAAUCCGAUUUGUUGUCGUUGCAAGAGGAUAAAUCCGCUGGAAAUGGGAUUGCUUCAUCAUCGAUUUUGCCCGUUUCAAGUAGCACCAUUGAGAGCAGCACCGAGCGCUUAGAUGAAACCACCUUGGUAGAAGCAAGACAUUUGAACAAGGACAUUGAGGCUAUUCCAAGUGAAUCGGAGGAGGAGCAGGCAUCAAGUACCGAACAUUUGGAACAACUUGUAUCGUCAACCAGUGAAAGUGUUGCAACUUCAAGUGAAAAGAUCGUUGAAAUUAGCCCAUCAGCAGAACCGUCGAUUCCUGUCAAUGAUGAAAAGGAAACCACCGUUUUGCCAUUGGAAAGUUCAAGCGCAAAAAUCGACUCGACAACGGUUUCAGUCGAACAAACUGUCUCGACCGUAGUUGGAAGCAAUGAAACUGAAACGAAAAUCUCACCAGCAAAUGAACAAUCCGACGAAGUAAGUCCAACUGCUGAGCCAUCGAUAUCGGCAAGUGAAUCGGAAAAUAGUACUCCUGCAUUAACACAAUCGGAAUCUGACUCAUCGAAAAGUGCUGAUUUGACCAAAAGUGAGAUUUCAACAACAACCAGCGAAAAGAUUGAUGUGAAAUCAUCAACCGAACCAUUGCCAAUGGAAAAAAGCCCAUCGCCUGAACCCGUUCCAUCAGAAACCACACCGUCAGCUGAACCAAUCCCAUCGGAAACAACAACCCCAGCAGCAGAGCCAUCAUCCACUGAGGCAGCAAAGCUCGCCGAUGAUGCGCUAAAAGUGAUACCGUUAGAAACCACAAGAAAACCGGACGAUGAUAAGACGAGCGAAGACGAAACCAAAAAAAUGAACGGAGAAGAAACCACCGAAUCGACUACCGGUCAUUUUUUAUUGAAAGCGACGUUUCAACCGAUUAAUGAAUCCGUUGAAACGUCGUUAAACUCGUCGUUGAAUUCGUUUCAUGACUCAACAAGCAUCAAAAAUGAAGAUGAUGAAAAUGUACCAGUUUCCCAUGUUAGUCCAGUCAAUGAAAGUUCCAUAGCAUCAACACCACCAUCCACUUUUGGAUAUACACGUUGCACAGCCGGCCAGUUUGAGUGUCUAAACGGGACAUCAAUCACCGACGGUAGUUCCUGUAUCAGUUUGAGCCAACGAUGCGAUUCCAAUCCAGAUUGCAGCGAUUCCUCAGAUGAAGCCGAUUGUGAAAUGAAACAUUGUCCAGGCCAUUUCCAAUGUAAUGACGGUUCAUGUUUGGCACGAUCGCUGGUUUGUGAUAAGAUCGUGCACUGUCACGAUGGUAGCGAUGAAUCGGAUGCACUGUGCAACGAUUGGAAGUGUAAAUUCGAUGAAAUCGCCUGCGGUGAAAAGGGACCAUGUUUACCAGCCAUUUUACAGUGUGACGGAAUUACACACUGUAGCAAUCAAGCCGAUGAAACCAAUUGCCCGGAUACUUGCAAAAAUAAUGAAUUCUUCUGUUCAUGGCAACAAAAAUGCAUUCCAGAGACAUUCGUGUGCGAUGGCAAAGUCGACUGUAUCGGUGGUGAAGAUGAGCGUUUGUGUGAUUGUCCAGAGGAUCAUUUCAAAUGCAACACCGGCCGUUGUGUCCCACAUCACUAUGUGUGCGAUGGACAACCUCAAUGUGCCGACUUAUCCGAUGAUUGGGACUGCUUCAAUAUAACAACCGUUCAAAGAAGCGUUGGCAACAUCACAAAUCCGAUGAUGGAUGACAUCGACACUGCACCCGAAACAAAUGCAAAUGCUUUACAAAUUAAAAAACCAAAUGGAAAAUUCGCUUUUGUAUGCUACGACAACUGGAAUUUGAACUACGCUGACAUGAUUUGUAAGAACUUUGGAUUCGCUCGUUCGAUGGAUUACACAUCGGUUCAAAUAGACACCACAAACAAAUCAUUGCUUGUGAUCAACGACGAAUUUCAACAAGGAAACUCCAUGCUAAGCAAUAUGAAUGAAACUGACUCAUGUACUGACGACAAAAUUGUCGCACUGGAAUGUGAAAAAUACACUUGUGGAAAUAAUUUAACACGUGAUAAAGAUGCUGGCAGUAAAAAUCAGACAUGGCCAUCACUAGCACUAGCAGUCAAUGAAAUAUCGAAUGUACGGUGCACUGCAACAAUAGUAAGUCCACGACAUGCAUUGGCCAGCUACUCUUGCAUAUUAGGGAAAUUUGAAUUGACAAGUGAAGUUGAAAAAACACUAAGUUGGUACCUUCAAGUAAAUGGAUCCAAUUAUGAUGAUGAACAUGAGAGCACAGAACUGCAACAAGUGAAUGUCGCACGCAUCUUCAAAUAUCCACAGACAAAAUCCAAGCAUUUCUUGUAUUCGGGAGAUGUUGUAUUGUUGGAACUAGACGCACCAAUCGAAUUUGGCGAGUCAGUAACAGCCGCUUGCUUAAGUAAUGAACCAAUCAACGAUGAUGUUGAAAGCUGUAUUUCAGCUGGAUGGUUCUCAGAAGAAGGAGAAUCAAGAAGAAAACAUUACAUCAAGAACCUAAGUGCAACACCACUUUCGACAGAGAGUUGUAAUUCGACUGCAAACUAUGCAGGCUCUUUGCCAGAUGACCUCAUUUGUAUGGAGAAUAAUGAUAAUGAUGAAAAAUGCCAAAUAAAUACCGAUGAAGGAGCUCCACUGCUGUGCUAUUCCAGCUCACGGGCAUCUUGGCAAUUGAAGGGUAUACUCAGCUAUCGAAAUGACUGUCGACGACAUGCACUUCCAGCUGUUUAUUCCGAAUUGACUUCAUCGCUUUUGAAAUGGAUUACAAAGACCAUUGGAAAUGAUGAAAUGGUUCAAUGACGAAAUGGAUAGAACGAGAAAACAAACAAGCCAUUUUAUAGAGAAAACAAAACAUUCUUGUAAAUAUUUUUGCUAAUUAAAACAUUUAAAUGAGUGGCAGAUCAUAUAUAAUAAAAUGACCGCUCCCAUUCUGCAGAAUCUAAAUGAAACUUGCAAUAAAAAUCAACCGUAUGUCAUCGUUGCUAAAGUGGUGAUCCGUGGCGAUAUAAAAAUAUGUAAAAUCUUCUCCUUUAUGUGAUUUCUUUGAGGUUUUCCUGUACUGAUGGUGAACGCAACAAGUAGAAUGAAUGAACUAGUCACGAUAUACGUUUGUGCCAAUAUACUUCGACAUUGAAAGCGCAUUCAAUUUUCACGUGAAUAAAAAUAAAAACGGUUGGACAAAUGAGGCUGUGAGAAUGAAAAUGGCAAUACAGGAAUAAACAUUCUGAAACGCAUCAAGAAAAAAAAAUCGCAAAAGUGAAUCAUGAGUUCUGAAUAUGCAAAAGUGAAACAUGAAUUUACAUGGGCAGCAUAGGAGGUUCAUGGUUCAUUUUUGCGUAUUCAGAACUCAUGAUUCACUUUUGCGAAUUUUUUUUUCUUGAUGCGCUUCAGAAUGUUUAUUCCUGUAUUGCUAUUUUCAUUCUCACAGCCUCAAAUAUCAAAGAGAUCACGUAAGAAAGAGUUUUUCGAUAGCAAAUGGAUUACCAUAGCUCGAGCAACAAUUUAUAAUCAAUUAUUGGGAAAAGAAUUCCAAAUUUCUCCAAGGAAUGAACGAACAACGAUUUAUUUCCCAAUGUCGAAUUCAAAUGAAUUUCAAAUCAAACCGUUGAAAGGAAAAUCCGUUUAUUUUGUUUUAAAUAAAUAUAGAUUUAAAAUAUUAUUAUAAAAAAAAACUAUUAUAUUGAUAGGUUAGAAUAUAAUGUAAUAGGUAACAUUGCAUUCCACUAAGCGGCACACGUACUUACUGUAUGAUAAUAAGGAGUAUAAAAUUGCUAAUCUUCUUUUGUUCCAUGUAUUUUGUAGUAUCGAAUAAGAUUUGGCAGGCGAUCAGAAUAAUUAAAUUAAUAACAAAUUCAAGUGACGGAAUCAAUUUUAUUGUCUUAAAAUAUUGAAAGCAAAACCGAAAUGUUGUUGCAUGAAUUUUAGCGAUAAUAUUUACGAAAUGAAAUUUUAUAGACAUAUUUCGAAUUUUGACAACUAAGCUCAAAAUGUUUUCCCUCUGAAAUAUUAAUUUUAGAUUCAAUUCCCAGAAGAAAAUAUAUUAUAUACUAAAUAUUUGAAGAGAUCAAUAAUUUUGUGUCUUUUGAGAAAAAAUAAUUCCAAUAAUAAAGAUCAUAUUUUAUCCAAGUAAACAUUUG